This is a messenger RNA of Striga asiatica, 1692 nucleotides long. NCBI's taxonomy places the organism in Eukaryota, Viridiplantae, Streptophyta, Magnoliopsida, Lamiales, Orobanchaceae. The record is from the annotation of a GenBank genome assembly.
AUGGAUCUCACUCUAAGACUCUUCAAUUAUCCUAACGGUUUUCUAUUCCAAAACCAAUCCGAAGUUGGUAGUGUCGGUAGCAACGGGCAUUCAAUUGGUUCAAUCGAUCUUAAUUCUUUCCCGGAUAACGAUGAAUCUCUUACAAUUGCCUCGUCAAAUGCUCCGAACAUUGUCACGGAUAAGUCGAGUAGCGAGAGUCGGGUGGUUUGGGAUUUCGGCAAGGGAAUCAGCCGGUCACUUCCUAUUGAAAGCGACGAGUCGAGUGUCGGUCGAGUUUUUUCGCUUGAGGACAACGCAAAAUGUGGUCCAAAUGAGGUGAAUGUCAAAAAAACGCGUUUCGGAACAGGGGAGGAGCGAAAAUUGCCCGACGUCUGUAACGAGUCGAACGAGGAUUUCGAUGAUGUAGUUUACACGCUCGACCGGCGAGAGGAGGAGCUCGCGGCUUACAUGUCCGGCUUGCAAAUUACGGCGAGCAAGAGCGUUGUUGUGACAAAUGAGAAAAUCAGUAGUAACAAAAAGAAGUCAAAGACGAAGACGAAGAAGAAGAAAAACGAAGAAACGAUCGAUUACACGGCUCUUUUGAUCGGUUGCGCCGAAUCGAUAUCCUCGGGCGAUCUCCCGAAAGCGAAACAAAUGCUCGGAAAAAUCCGGCAGCACUCGUCCAUCUGCGGCGACGCGGGCCAGAGGGUGGCCCACUACUUCGCGGAAGGCCUCGAGGCCCGUGCGUUCGGGACGACCGACGUGCGAAACGGGCCGGGCCCUUCCGACUACUUAAAAGCCCAUUGCAUGUCGGUCGUGUUCUCCCCCUUCCGCCGAAUCCUCAACUUCGCCUCGAACUACAUGAUCGCGGCCCGUUCCGUGAAAUCCGCGAGAAUCCACGUCAUCGACUUCGGCAUCUCUUUCGACUUCCAAUGGCCGAUCCUCAUCCGGCGCCUGGCAUCGCGCGGCGGCGGGCCGCCGACGGCCCUCCGGAUAACUGGGAUCGACUUCCCGCUCCCGGGCCCGCGGCCUGCGGAGCGGGUCGACGAGAUGGGCCGGCGGCUUGCCCGGUACGCGGAGGCCCACGGAGUGCCGUUCGAGUACAAGUCGGUGGCGCGCGCGUGGGGGGACGUGACGCGCAAGGACCUCGAGAUUCGUUCCGGAGAGGAGUUCGUGGUGGUCAACCUCUCCGAGAGGGCGAAGACUUUACCGGACGAGAUGAACGCCGCGUUCGAGAAGUCGAGGGCGAACGUGCUAGAGUUGAUACGCGAAGCGAAGCCCGAUAUCUUUGUUCAAGGGGUGGUGAACGGGUCGCACGGGAAUUCGUUCUUCUUGUCUCGUUUUCGGGAGGCGCUCUUUCACUACUCGGUGGUGUUUGAUAUGUUGGAGACGACGGGUGGGAAUGGUGGGGGUGGGGCGGAGAGGAUGGUGGUGGAGAGAGACGUGAUUUGGAAAGAAGUGAUGAAUGUGGUUGCGUGCGAGGGUUGGGAGAGGGUGGAGAGGCCGGAGACGUAUAGGCAGUGGCACGGGAGGAAUGUGAGGGCGGGAUUUAAGCAGGUCGCGCUCGAGAAGGGGUUGAUGGGCGAGUUGGAACGGAGGUUGAAGGGAUUUUACCACAAGGAACAUGUGAUAGUCGAGGAGAAUCGGUGGUUGUUGAUGAGCUGGAAAGGACGGACGUUGUACGCGUUGUCCUUCUGGAGACCGGCGGGUUGA